AUGUUUCGUAACGCACUGAGAGCUACCUGCAGAGUUUUGCGUCAGUCUGAAGAGGUCAUCGAGCGUUGUGCUGCUAAGGCUGACAAUGCAAACAAGUUCACAGAAAUGUACUCUCUUCACAGAACGGUUUUACCGAUGAAGUCUAAAUCUCCUGUGAUUGACCCCACUGCUUUUGUUGCCACGAACGCUUCUGUCAUUGGAGAUGUCGAGAUUUCCACAGGAUCGGCUGUUUGGUAUGGUUCGGUCGUGAGAGGCGACAGCAACUAUGUGCGGAUUGGAACGGAGAGCCACAUCCAAGACAGAACGGUUGUGUCCGGUGUCAGCGCUUCUAGCACUGGUUUGCCUGGUUCUGUGUCCAUCGGAAACAACGUGGUUGUCGGUUAUGGAUCCGUGCUGAGCGGCUGCCGUAUUGAUGAUAACUGCAGAAUUGGAGCUGGCUGCCGCAUCUUGGAGGGAGCGCAUCUGGAGGCUAAUUCUUGCCUCGCUCCUGGUUCGGUCGUGGAGCAGGGAAAGCACAUUCCCAGCGGCGAGUACUGGGCCGGAAACCCCGCGAAGUACGUGCGCAAGGUGGGUGAGCACGAGAAGGAGGAGAACUUGCAGUACUCCCGCGACUGCACCGAGUUGAGCGAGAAGCACGCCGCCGAGUUCCUCCCCUACGGCACGCUGUAUAGACAGGACAAUUAAGAAGAGAAGAGACAUUACCCCUAACAACAAUUCACUUUU
Messenger RNA from Blastocystis hominis, 723 nucleotides. RefSeq lists its product as hypothetical. The record is from RefSeq and is a predicted model, not a curated record. The transcript is spliced from 4 exons. The coding region runs from base 1 to 684 and encodes 227 amino acids. Lineage: Eukaryota; Bigyra; Opalinata; Blastocystidae.